This is a messenger RNA of Bursaphelenchus xylophilus (pine wood nematode), 5578 nucleotides long. NCBI's taxonomy places the organism in Eukaryota, Metazoa, Nematoda, Chromadorea, Rhabditida, Aphelenchoididae. The record is from the annotation of a GenBank genome assembly.
AUGGUAAGUUGUUUUUUUUAUUAUUUUUUGAUUUUAGACGAGAUUUCCAAUUUUUUCUAGGCAAGAGCCUUAUAAAUCGUACACAGGCGGCAGAAAUAAUGAAAUCGAACAAGGGAAUGGCCAAGUGGUAGUUGCUAAAGGAGGUAAGAUUGGAUUUAAGUAUUCUUAUUCUGUUUUUAGGUAACAAAUUAUUACCUGGAACUCCGAUUUCACUCCCGUCGGCCAUAUUUUUGCUCAAAGCUAUGCCCAUUUCGAUGCUCGGAUUAGACACAUGCAAUAUGAGGUAAAUGAAGGUGUUUUUUUCUGAAAAUGAUAAGGAAAUUUUACAUUGCUUUUGAUUUCCAGGAAGGUAAUUUGGCGGCCAUGAUCCAUCCCUCGACUUCGGCCAUAUCUGGCAAAACAUGUUCUUCAAUUCCAUCCAUCGACUCUCCGGCAAUGCUUGGACAAUGUUGUAAAAAACGCAUAUUUUAUACGAAAAUGUACGUCUUUUAUUAAUAAACCAGAAAUUAGGGGGUCCCUUCGGGCCCCCCUAUUUCUGGAACUUUUACUUAUUCUUUUACUCUUGCUUUGUUGGCACCGAUAAAUUGUUCACUAAUUGCUUAAAAUUCCCAAAAUUUGCGCCAAAUCUCAAAACAAUUGUUCUGAAAUAAGCAGUUUCAGACCGGCUCUUGGUGAAAAGCCUCCCCGCCACGUCAAGGCGGCCGGUCGUUGAGGAGGUUAUAGGGGGCCCUAAGGGCCCCCAUUUUUUCUUUUACAGUGUUUAUUUCAACGAAAUCCAAUAAACGCAAAAAUUAAAAGGAAAAGUUCAUUGAGCAAUUACCUUUUCUAGUCUUCCAAUAAUUUUGUGACAUUUCAUCCAUAUCUGUGUCGUUUCGUUUUUUCAGAUUUUUUGAGAGAAAAUAUUUUUUUUGAUGUUUUCUUGACGUUUAUCUUCACUUUUUGACACUGAUAGAGUUUUUAUUAAUCUUACCUGAUUUUUGGGACAUGAUUUUGACCGGCUCUUGGUGAAAAGCCUCCCCGCCACGUCAAGGCGUCAAGUUGUAGACGAAAAAAACGCAUAUUUUAUACGAAAAUGUACGUCUUUUAUUAAUAAAUAUUUUAACGAAGAAGACUUUUUCUUUCAUAAUUUCGUAAAUGUACGAUUUACAAGCAAAAUUUUUCACCAUAAAUGGUAUUUUUUUGUCAAAAAAGGCCAAAACGCGGUGGUUGGCUGCAAAACUCAGGGGGCGGAGUUUAUAUGUAUUUGGGACGUCGCAAAUCCGCGGAUUUGCUACCUCCCAAUUCCGCGCCGUCGCAAAAACGCCGUUUUGCUACCUCCUCUCUCGCGGAGGUAGCGAAAACGCCGAUUCGCGACCGACUUUUUUCGGAGGUCGCGAAAAGAAGGAUUCGCUACCGAGACCACGUCGCAAAUCGAUCAUUUCGCUACUUUUUGAAAUUGGUAGCGAAUCCAGCAACCAUUCUCGAGCUCGAGAAAAAAUUCUUAUUCCUUCGCUCUUAUAUCUUCUUUUCUGUUUUCCCACAAAACUUUUUUGCUUUGUGAUUUCUUCGGGGCUCUCCGCCUCUGACUUGUGGCUGAGAUUUUUUAUCUUCCUCCGAAGAAUCACGUCCUUCUUUUCGUUUCAGACCCUUUAUAAUGAUGCAGUUGGAUUUUGAAUUCCGGUCGAAGGAGUUCCCACCGACUCCCUGUGCCAUCUGCGCACAUCCCCAUCCUUGUCAACGGUUCGGAGUGCUGGCUUGUCAGUAAGUUGAGGAUUACUAAAUUUUUGAACGGAUUCUGCAUAAGAUUUGGGCUUAUAAAGUGCAUUUAUCCAUGAAUAAAAGGAUAAAAAAUUGAAAUUUUGUAGGAGAUAUAAAUCGUUACAGAGAGAAAGAUAAUAGAAACUAUUUAUAUCGUUGGAUAGGUCUUUUUUCAGUCUAUCUGAAAACCAAUUUUUACUCCUUUUCAUUUUUGGGCUAGCUAGUUAUCAGCUGAGGCGCGCAGCCCUGUUGUCAUUUUGAGCGAAAAUCGGGACCGAUCGGUGGCGGCAAAAAACCUCGGAAUGCCGUGGCAUAUGACACAUUUGAGAUUCUGAAAGUCUAGGCUCGUUUUUUGAGGAGGUCUAUGAGGUCUUUAAUAUGAUCUAUGUCGACAAAAGAGUUCGCGAAAGAUGAAGAUCGGUCAGAGAAGAUCUCGUUUUUAUUAUAGAUCACUAGGGCUGCCAAUCCCGCACAGAAAAUUUUUGUUUAUCGAAACUUUAUAAGGAUAGGUGUCUCCUGGCUAAAAUCGGUGGUGCUCUCGAAACUUUGUAGCGAUUUUCAAUCAAAGAAACUGCCACAAGAAAGUUCUUCGUGAGGGUUUCUUAACGGAAAAGUAUUUUUUUUCGAUGUAACCUGCUCCUUUGUGAGUUGUGACAUUUCGUUUGGACGAGACUAUAAAGAGACAGUCUUCUACUACUUCGGUAUGCUUGCUUUGGCCUUUCCACGCCGUAGGGAUCAAAAAAAUUAUUAAAAACGGAACCUUCAAGGUUAUGUCAUCAAAUCAUUGAUAGGCAACUUCUUACGGGCUCGUUGUUUUAUAGCUCUUGAGAUUUUCAAGACCAUUUCUUUCUCUGUACACAGGGGACUCGGAUUUACUUAUAAGUAAAAUUUUUUACUUAUAUUUACCAACAACUUACAUAUAAGUUAAAAAAGGCCAAGAAAAAAAAGACCUAAAAAGUGCUCUUGCAUUUUUACCGUAACCUACUCUCAACCAUAAAAAAGCUGUAAUCCUACUGUAAUCUUCCUUUUUUUUCGUUGAAAAAAAAUUUAUUAUCUAAAUGUAACCUGCGCUUUUUUCAUUUCCUGGUAAAGUAGCACUUUCAAAAAUUACAAUCAAAAAACCAUUCGGUAUUCCAAAUCCCAGCGUGGAUUUAAUCCGUUUUCGCGCCGAAAGCUUAAUUUUUUCAGUCAUUACGGGCGAUUGGUCCUGAAAGGCCACGUGACAAACCCGUCAACGAAAGCCGACGUCAUCCGGAGCGUGGACACUCCCUCUUCGAUGGAAUCGGAGCAGUCCGCGCGUUCGACGAGCCGAGAACAGUCCAUUGUCAGCGAGCGGAGUGGGUGCAGUAUGGAGAGCAAACCUGCGAUGAAUAUGGUAAGAGAUUGUAUUAUACUUGUUCUACUUUUCAAAGAAUGUACAACUUGUUUGUAGUGCUAGUCCGUUUGCAGAGUUUCUGUAUGAUUGUUUGGCGCUUGCACAUUUGCAAAAACUUGUAAAGUCGCUGGAGUGAUUUCUGCGAUAUGCACUGUGCAAUAAAUAUCAGGGUGCGAGCGAUAGUAAAUACAAAAAAAGCCUAUUGCACUGGGAAAAGUGAAAUUUUGUUUUCUCACAGUGUAUGUCGCCAAAAUCACCGCGACGACUUUGCAAGCGGACUAGUAGUUGCGAGGUCUUUGUAAAUCACCUUUUUAUGGGCCAUGUUUAGUAAAACAAAUUGACUUAAAACCUCUGUACAACAAAUCACUGGGUACUACAUAGAUGGGUCAAAAAGUCUUGGUACGUUUUCUUUGGUCAAAGGUACACAGUGCAUUUCCCAUUUGCACUGUUCUGUUUUUUUUGUCGUACAAAACCCCCUUUGGUGACGGCGGCUGCAUCGUGUGAGGACAUUCUAACGAUAAGACUUUUUUUUUGGCCUUCCCAGUGCCAAAAAAUUUAUUUUUUAUAGAAGGGUUCCGUUGUAGGCAGGCUCACUUUGACCAGAAAAUGACUGACUUUUGGUACCCUCGAAAUCUCUUUUUUCAUUCUUGCAACUCUUGAAGCUGUUCAUUAUAGACAUUCUUUGUAACACGGGGUUUGUUGUUCAAAAGUUUAUUGUUACGGUAAUCAAGCAAAGCUAGGAUCGUACGAUUGUAUUUUACAACCUGUUUCUUCUCCCUCUCUCUACUAUAUGUAAAUUUAUUUUUAUUUUUCAGGAGCCCACCGUAUCUUCCUCCCUUCUAAAUCAUCACCAUCUCAUAUAUGAGCAUUUUCAAGCCGAAGAACGCAAAUUAUUCCUCCAAUCGAACCCACAUCUUGAAAAUACCCCUAUAUCGUCUUCAAAUCUAUCGCCAUUAACGCCCACCGAGCAUCAACGAAUCGAGUCUGCGACCCUGCCGUUGGUAUACUCGCUGCUCAACGACAUGUCCCCGAGCUACCGUCGUCUUUCGCAUGAGACAAAGAUGGAGAUCCUGGGCAAUUUUUCGCCCGCUUUUUUGUAUCUACAUCGAUGCUAUGCGACGGCCAGGCUGUUUUCGGAUGAAAAUAACCGAAAACAAGUCAUUCAUUGUGGGUAUUUCGCGGACGAGACGAUAAUUCCGGAGGUAGUUCUGAAGAAUGACGCCGUCUUGAACUACCUUCAGUUUUGCCGCCCCAUCGUGGACAAACAGGUGAUGGCGGCGAAGCUGAUGAGAGACGCGAAUUUGGACGAAAAGGAGUUCAUAGCCAUGGUCAAUGUGUUGUUUUACAAUACAUGUAAGUUUUUACGCAACUUUUUUGAGGGUAUCAGUUUGUCGGGAAAAUAAUGAGUGCAAUGUCAAUGCUCCAAUCGCGUUGCUGAUAUGAAAAGCAAUUUAGUUUUGCUGCGACAUAAUUCAUUUUCUCUGUGGCGAUGCUAUUUUCAACGCCGCAGAGUGCUCAUUAUUUUCCAGACAGACUGAUAGCUCUAAAAAAAUGCUGGCCACAGUCUGCUCUAAUUUCCGACAGACUGACAUGCCAUGUCAGACAUGGCUGCCGGGCCAAGGUUCGAGAAUUUUUAGGCCUAGAAUCCAGCCCAUUCAAAGGAAGCCAUGCGCUUUCCGGCUGGGUAUGGUAACGCGGUCGACACGGCCCGGGCUAUUUCGAUUUUUAGCCCGAUUGGAUUUUUUGGUCUAGCACUUGGGCCUGGUACAUAGUUUUGCUAAAAAACCUCUGCAUAACGAAUACCACAAAAGAACCAAAUAGUUUCUUCAUCAUAGAGGGGUUCGGUGACCCCUAAUAUGUUUUGUUAUAGUCGGGCCUUGUUUUACACAGGUUCUUUGUUGUAUCGCGGGUCCAAGCUUUAACAACAAAAUUUUUUCGACAGGACUUAUUCGACCUUGCAAUUUGUGGAAGAGCGAUAUUUCUAAACACCUAAUUUCCCGGGCACAUUGGCUCUUCGUAUACGAAAAAAGCCGUUUUAGUAACCCCGUAAGAUCCUAAUACCACCCCAACGAUUCCUCUCGUAUUCGGAGUCCUUUUUCUUCGAAACCACAUAAAAAUAAAUUAUGUCCGGUUACAGUAACGAGUUCAAUUUUUCAGUGCGCGACAUGAACAUCACGAGUGUCGAAGCCGACGCCACGAUGGACCAGAUCAAUGAUCUUUUGUUCCGCCAUAUCCAACAACUCCACGGUUCCAGUCAAGUUGGGAUUCGACUAGGGAAAGUCCAUCAUAUCAUCCAUUACUCUACAGUACGUUGUUUUGUCAAUACGAGAGCUACUUGCAAACUGGGUGUUUACUAUAUGUUUUCAGGUCAGAGCUUCGGAAUUGGCCGAAUCCAACCUUAUGUUGAGGUACUUCUUCCCGCGGUUUUGCACCGGGGUAUGGGAGAACUCGGCGUUCUUCAAGUAA